This is a messenger RNA of Pseudogymnoascus destructans, 941 nucleotides long. RefSeq lists its product as uncharacterized. NCBI's taxonomy places the organism in Eukaryota, Fungi, Ascomycota, Leotiomycetes, Thelebolales, Thelebolaceae. Gene Ontology annotation, molecular function: ubiquitin protein ligase activity. Bases 245 to 559 code for a protein of 104 amino acids. The record is from RefSeq and is a predicted model, not a curated record. The transcript has a single exon.
GAUGCGAGAAUCAUCUUUUGAGUAGAUACGCAAGGCUCACUCACAAGGCGACUUGGGGCUAACGAGUGCUUAGGUUCUCGUCAAUGUUCUGAAAGCUCCAGAGCAUCUUCAAUACCAACAGACUCUGCUUUCUACAGAACUCAAACAGAUAUUCGAACACGCCCCUGUUACGCCCCAGUCUUCCAAUGGCUCCGAAGAUACAUCACACCUGGGAAAGCGAAAGCCGAUCGAGGGUGACUGUCCAAUGUGUGUCAUAGAAUUCAAGCCCAGCGAUGAAAUCCUGUGGUGCAAAGCUGCAUGCGGGAACAAUAUCCACAAGACCUGCUUUGACCAGUGGGCGAAGAGCAAGCCUGGGCCGGUUAAAUGCGUAUACUGUCGUACCGUUUGGAAGGAGGAUGAGGAUGCCACUAAAAAGAUUGGCAAACAUCGAGCGAAGAACAAAGAGGGAUACGUCAACGUUGCGCGCCAGCUUGGGUUGAGCGGCGUGCGGGAUCAUAGCAGCUAUCAUCAACCAUGGUUCGACGAUGAGAGAUAUGGGGGGUUUGGAGGAUUCUACUGAACUGGGUUACUGUGCGGGAGAUGGAGUAGCCGGGAUAUUUUUAUCGAGGGGUUGCGAUGGUCAACAAGCCAGCGUCGACUGGACUUGCUAUUUGAUGAGGGGAUGGGGUUUGUCCAUAACAGGGUGCUGGGGAGAUGUUUGGCAUUACACUAUCAACGUGUAAUGCCAAACAUCUUCGUUUGCAGAGGUGCAUAACAUUGAUUCUGGCGUUUGUCAGGUGGCAUCCUUCACGACGAGGAGGACUGGCCUUUGCUGCAUACUAUACCCAUUUGCUUUUACUCUUGCUGUGUCUUACUGACCGCCACUUGCUUCUUUAACGAGGCAACUAAUUAUAGGAACCGAUAUCAUAGUUAUGGAAAUCAAAACUGAGCAUUAAUUGGGC